CGGCUCCGGCCACUGAGCCGCUCCCGCGACUUGACGGGAGUUCAGAAGAGCCGGCGGAGAGCGCGGGCUGCGUGCACAGCCCGGCUGGCGCUGCCGUGACCGAUGGUUGUGGGGCCCGAUCCCCGGAGCGACCCCUCGUGAAGCUGCCGGGGGCAGGGUGGGUGAUUUCUUACACGGCGACGGGGCGUCCGGCCUGCGGCGGGAGGGGAGGGAGGCCGAGUGGCUGGUGCACCUGCCUCUCAGGCUGUGUCCUCUCACCCCGGCUGGGUUCCCCCCGAGUCUCAGAACACAGUUCUUCCUGUGUGCACUCUGGUGGCCGAGGAGGUGGCCUGAGGUGCAGCGGUUUAUAAAUACACGUUUUAGGGCAGUUGUUUUAAAAUCCUUUGUUUUGCACACCGUCACAAGCGCCAAACUUCUCUCUGAGCCUGUUUCCAGAAGCUGCCGGGUCUUUGCCUUUCGUGCAGGAAGCGACCUCGGGUCACUACUGCGUGUACCUCGUGUGGCUUGGGUAGAGGUGAGCCCUCGUGCCCUUACUGUCCGGGUACUGAGAUCUCGCGGGAAGGGCAGCCGGGGCCAACCCUGCGCUCCUGGAGCCCGGCCCCUGAACCUGCAGCCCAGGUCUGCGCACCGCCUCUUGAGGCGGGAGGACACUCCUGUUUUCCGGCAGCCGGCGGAGACUUCCUGCGGGGUGGGUGCCUGAACGGGGGGCAGGAGCCAAGACCUGGUCUGCCCGAGGCUGUGGGGGUCGUGUCUUCGAGCGCGGGGCCGUGGGGCAGUGUCUGCUCCUGCCUGGGGCUUGCUCACCUGGCCCAGGGUCUCUGGCUUCUGGAGGGUGCCGGUCCAGGCCCCCGGAGCCCUGGGGGUUGAGAGGGAAGCCCCCCGGCCCCCCCCCCCCCCCAGUCAGGGCGUCUCCUUGAGUCACCUGCUCGGCUCCGCCGAGGCCUUUGCGAGGUGGACAGAACCUGGGGCCCCUGCUUCUGAUGCUCUCAUUUCCAGAGGAAGAGCGUAAGGCCGACAGAGAGAAGAGCUUUGCUGGCUUUUUCUCCAGAUCCAGUUUCCAAGCCCUUCUGUUCGGGUGACUGUGCCCAGGUUAUGACGACUAAUCCCAAACCAAACAAGGCAUUAAAGGUCAAGAAGGAGGCGGGCGAGAACGCCCCGGUGCUCAGCGAUGACGAGCUGGUGUCCAUGUCGGUGCGGGAGCUGAACCAGCACCUGCGGGGCCUCACCAAGGAGGAGGUGGCCCGCCUGAAGCAGCGCCGGCGCACGCUCAAGAACCGCGGCUACGCCGCCAGCUGCCGCAUCAAGCGCGUGACGCAGAAGGAGGAGCUGGAGCGCCAGCGGGUGGAGCUGCAGCAGGAGGUGGAGAAGCUGGCGCGGGAGAACAGCAGCAUGAGGCUGGAGCUCGACGCGCUGCGCUCCAAGUACGAGGCCCUGCAGACCUUCGCCCGCACCGUGGCCCGCGGGCCUGUCGCCCCCACCAAGGUGGCCACCACCAGCGUCAUCACCAUCGUCAAGUCCGCCGACGUCUCCUCCGCCUCCGUGCCCUUCUCGGCCGCCUCCUAGUGGCCCGCCCCCGGGAGGGGGAGGGGGAGGGGGAGGGGGGGCGGGCAGGGGGCGCUCCCCCCCCCCCGCGGGUGCCCGCCGGAGGGUCCGCGUGGCGCGGACCCCUUGACGCCCCAGUCGAAGCGCAGACUCCCGGCGGGGACGAGGCCGAGGGUGCGGCCGCAGAUGGGGUCUGGCGAGCCCGCGGGCCGCGCGCCUUCCCGCACGCGCGCGCGCGCACGCGCACAGCCGGCCCUCCCCCGGGCCCCGCCGGCUCUCCCCAGAAGGUCUCCGGGGGCGCGUGUCUCGCGCCGGGGGGCGGCGUCGGGGCGUAUGGAGGGAAGGUCCUCAGAAGGUCGCCGGCCCUGUGGCCUGGAUGGCGGGGGCUCUGUCCGCCACCCCUCCCGAGAGUGGCCUGUCGUGGUCCGGCGGCCGGUGCGGGCGCCCCCUCCCUGCCCUGACUGAGCUCUGGGUGCCUGGGGAGGAGCCGUUUGUCCCCGGUGACGCACAGCACCCUGACCCUGCUUCAGCCCCACCAGAGGCCCGCGCCCCGCCAGGCAGAGGGAGGGGGGUGGCUGCUCUAGGACUGCGCGCGCCCGCGCCCGCGGGCGCGCCUGCCGCCACGCCCGCGUGCCGGCGGCGCGGGGCCUCGGAGGAGCGGGUUGGUCCGGGUGGUCCCUUGGGGGCCUCCAGGGU
This is a messenger RNA of Herpailurus yagouaroundi (jaguarundi), 2238 nucleotides long. RefSeq names its product MAF bZIP transcription factor K (gene MAFK). The transcript has 3 exons. Gene Ontology annotation, cellular component: nucleus. NCBI's taxonomy places the organism in Eukaryota, Metazoa, Chordata, Mammalia, Carnivora, Felidae. Gene Ontology annotation, molecular function: RNA polymerase II cis-regulatory region sequence-specific DNA binding; DNA-binding transcription factor activity, RNA polymerase II-specific. The coding region runs from base 1093 to 1563 and encodes 156 amino acids. Gene Ontology annotation, biological process: regulation of transcription by RNA polymerase II. The record is from RefSeq and is a predicted model, not a curated record.